ACCUCUUUUGGAUGUAACACACGAAGUUCGAUCGACGCUCGUCCUGGCGUCCUCUCCAACCGUGAAUCGGCUGUGACAGAUCACCGCGCGAUCGUCUCGAGGAUAACGCACGACAAUUUUUCUUCGUCCUCGUCGUUCUGAACUCUCUCGUCGUAGACGCAGACGGUGGUGGUUCGUUUCCCUCUUUUGUUCUGUCUUCUUUUUUUUUUUUUUUUAAAUAUUUGCAUUUCUCGUCGAUCGGAUCUCGAUCUCGAGUAUUCCGGGAAACAUGAGCAAGUACUUUGUGACCAUUCUGUGGCUGCUUCCGGUGCUGGCAACGGCUCUGCCAGCCAACGACAAGUCUGGAAAUGAAAACGACCUAAUGGCGACCAUAUACAGCGACUGUUUGAAGAAGGAGUCGAUCAACUGCAUCAAGUACAAGGUAUUCUCGUACGUGGACAAGAUGCUCGCUGAUAAGGAAGAUAUCACGCUCACAGACGGCAUUACUGUGGUCAAGACGUCGAAUGCCGAGGAAGGUGCACCUAGAUCAAUCGAGUCUAGCGAUUUGGAUACCCUUUUGUUCGACCGUCUGGGCAGGUUCCUGAAGACGCACACUGUUAAAGUUGACCUCAAGGGAACCGAUAUCCUCGGUGCCAUUGAGUCUGCCGGUCGAAGUUUCGAGGACUUCACCGACAACGCUGUCGAAAGUCGUGGCAAGAAGAAGAAGGCGCAAAAGAUCCUCGGCCCGCUGAUGAUGGCCUUGGCCUUGAAGGCCGCAGCCCUGUUACCCUUGGCCCUCGGCGCGAUCGCCGCCAUCGCUGGCAAGGCUCUUCUCGUCGGCAAGAUCGCCCUCGUCAUUUCCGCCAUUAUCGGGCUGAAGAAGCUGCUCAGCUCGAGCGGGAAACACGUGACGUACGAGGUCGUGUCGCACCCCCAUCACAGCAGCAGCCACAUCGUCAGCCACGACGACAGCCACGGUGGCGGCGGCGGCGGCUAUGGUGGCGGUAGCGCUGACUAUGGCGGUUACUCCGGAAGCAGUGGCCACGGUUGGGCCAGAAGUUUACCUCAAGAUGCUCACGAACUGGCCUACCGCGCUCAUCAACCUCAGACACAAGCAUGAACAAUCUCGUAGAAAGUUUCCUCACUUUUCUCCUUUAACGGUCCUCUUUGAACAACUCUUUCCUUUCGUUUCCUCUUUCGUUUCUCUUCCCUCUUCUUGCCUUUUCAUCACGAUCCCAGCGCUCCCUGUUUUAUACGUAUUUAUUGUUCCUACUCUCGUCACUUGAACAUUUCCGUAUGUUAUUUCCCCUGUCCUCUCUUAGCCUUUCCUGGAAAUUCUUUGGAAUUCUCUGUUUUUUUUUUCUUUUUUUGUUAUUACUAUUUUCUUCUAUUUCUACGACGAACCAGUACCUUCGCGAGAUACUCGUUCUGUGUAUGUAUAGCGUAACUCGAGCCUCUGUUAUUUAUUCAUUGCGCCUAUAACACGACCUAGUAUUUAUUUAAUUUCAUGCAUUCGAUCGUGUGCUAUUUGUUACUGCCUGCAUUUGUUCUUUGUAAUAAAGAGAUGGCGAACGGCGCGCAGCGUCUUGUCCCAAAGAAAAACGCAA
This is a messenger RNA of Frieseomelitta varia, 1586 nucleotides long. RefSeq lists its product as uncharacterized. Bases 269 to 1099 code for a protein of 276 amino acids. The transcript has 3 exons. Lineage: Eukaryota; Metazoa; Arthropoda; Insecta; Hymenoptera; Apidae. The record is from RefSeq and is a predicted model, not a curated record.